AAAACCCACAACAAAACUUGCGUCGCGGAGCUCACGGCCCGACUUGAAUGGAAGGAGCCCGCGCCCGCGGAGCGCAGCCGAGAUUCGUGGGAGCGCGUUUGGCCGGCGCGGCGCCGGGGCGCAGCAGGAAACUGAGGCUCAAAGUGAAGUGACUCAUUCGGCUCACAGAGGCAGAAUUGGAACCCAUUCCUUCUUUCUCUAAAGCACGUCACGUGCAGAAGACUCGCUGCAGACGAAGCUGGCCCCUCUUGCCUGGCACCAUGGCCCAGAGCAGGGUGCUGCUGCUCCUGCUGCUCUUGCCCCAGCAGCUGGGACGUGUGCUUGCAGCGAGGGCCUCCGCUUUCGGCCGAGCUGGUGCCCCCAGCCUGAGCCCCGAAGAGAACGAGUUUGGGGAGGGGCCGGUGCUGGUCCUGAGCCCCGAGGAGCCAAUGCCCGGCCCAGCCCCAAUUGACUGCCCCCGUGACUGUGCCUGCUCCCAGGAGGGUGUCGUGGACUGUGGUGGCAUCGACCUGCGUGAGUUCCCGGGGGACCUGCCUGAGCACACCAACCACCUGUCCCUGCAGAACAACCAGCUGGAGAAGAUCUACCCUGAGGAGCUCUCUCGGCUGCAUCGGCUGGAGACACUGAACCUCCAGAACAACCGGCUGACUUCCCGAGGGCUCCCGGAGGAGGCAUUUGAGCACCUGACCAACCUCAAUUACCUGUACCUGGCCAAUAACAAGCUGACCUUGGCACCCCGAUUCCUGCCCAACACCCUGAUCAGCGUGGAUUUUGCAGCCAACUAUCUCACCAAGAUCUAUGGGCUCACCUUUGGCCAGAAGCCAAACUUGAGGUCCGUGUACCUCCACAACAACAAGCUGGCAGAUGCCGGCCUUCCCGACAACAUGUUCAACGGCUCCAGCAACGUCGAGAUCCUCAUCCUGUCCAGCAAUUUCUUGCGCCACGUGCCCAAGCACCUGCCCCCCGCCCUCUACAAGCUGCACCUCAAGAACAACAAGCUGGAGAAGAUCCCACCAGGUGCCUUCAGUGAGCUGAGCAACCUGCGUGAGCUGUACCUGCAGAACAACUAUCUAACCGAUGGGGGGCUGGACAAUGAGACCUUCUGGAAGCUGUCCAGCCUGGAGUACCUGGAUCUGUCCAGCAACAACCUGUCGCGCGUCCCAGCGGGGCUGCCGCGCAGCUUGGUGCUGCUGCACUUGGAGAAGAACGCCAUCCGCAGGGUGGACGCGGACGUGCUAACGCCCAUCCGCAGCCUCGAGUACCUGCUGCUGCACAGCAACCGGCUGCGGGCGCGCGGCAUCCACCCGCUGGCCUUCCAGGGCCUCAAGCGGCUGCACACGGUGCACCUGUACAACAAUGCACUGGAGCGCGUGCCCAGCGGCCUGCCCCGUCGCGUGCGCACCCUCAUGAUCCUGCACAACCAGAUCUCGGGCAUCGGCCGCGACGACUUCGCCACCACCUACUUCCUGGAGGAGCUCAAUCUCAGCUACAACCGCAUCACCAGCCCGCAGGUGCACCGCGACGCCUUCCGCAAGCUGCGCCUGCUGCGCUCGCUAGACGUGUCCGGCAACCGGCUGCACACGCUGCCGCCGGGCCUGCCCCGCAAUGUGCACGUGCUGAAGGUCAAGCGCAAUGAGCUGGCCGCCCUGGCCCGCGGAGCGCUGGCUGGCAUGGCCCAGCUGCGGGAGCUCUACCUCACCGGCAACCGGUUGCGCAGCAAAGCCCUGGGCCGCCGGGCCUGGGCAGACCUCCCCCGCCUGCAGGUACCAGCUGGGAGCCUGGGGCCUCAGGGUAAGAGAGGCUGGACCAUGCUGGGGUUGUGGCUGGCAUGUCAGGGUCAGUCCAGCUUGCCACAGCUGCUGGACGUUGCUGAGAAUCAGCUCACAGAGAUCCCUGAGGGGCUCCCCGAGUCGCUCGAGUACCUGUACCUGCAGAACAACAAGAUUAGCACGGUGCCCGCCAAUGCCUUUGCCGCCACACCCAACCUCAAGGGCAUCUUUCUCAGGUUUAACAAGCUGGCCGUGGGCUCUGUGAUGGACAGCGCCUUCCGGAGGCUGAAGCACCUGCAGGUGUUGGACAUUGAAGGCAACUUUGAGUUUGGAGGCGCUUCCAAGAACCGUGGCCAUGUGGAGGAGGAAGAGGAAGAGGAGGAAGAGGAAGACGAGGAAGAAGAGGAAGCGAGAUAGCAACAAGGUGAAACGGAUCUGAUUCAGGAACCUUCAGGACUGCUGCCCUGGCCCCUCCUGCCCUGCCCCUUUCAGCAGCUGGGGCAGCCACUCCGCUGAGAGCCCCACCCCGGCCACAUCCUGGCAGGGCCCCCGGCACCCCGGUGGGCAAGCCCCAUGGAGACCAGCUGGAGAACCUCUGGGUGCAGCGAGGAGGCAGCAGAGGCUGUGGGGCCAUAGAGAGGCAGGAGGGGCCCAGCUGCAGCCCAGGGGGCCCUGUUUCAUUCUUUGGGACUGCGGGAGAGUUCUGGGUGCCUUUUAAUUUUUAUUCUUUUUAAAGAAAAAAAAAUGAUAAAAAUCUCAAAGUUGAUUUUUCUUGUUACAGAAAAUCUAAUAUAAAAGCAUUAUCCCUGUC
Messenger RNA from Choloepus didactylus (southern two-toed sloth), 2580 nucleotides. It is a transcript of the gene PODN, whose product is annotated as podocan. Gene Ontology annotation, molecular function: protein binding. NCBI's taxonomy places the organism in Eukaryota, Metazoa, Chordata, Mammalia, Pilosa, Megalonychidae. The coding region runs from base 261 to 2186 and encodes 641 amino acids. The transcript is spliced from 13 exons. The record is from RefSeq and is a predicted model, not a curated record.